AUGAAAUUGCUGAUCCUUCUAUGUGCUCUUCUGGCCAUUGCUGGAACGGAAGAAAUCAAAUGCGAUGCAGACAACAAGUGUCCGCAAAAGUACGUGUGCUAUGAAGGAACUUGUGCUUAUCGAUGCCCUAUAUAUGAGCCAGAAAAUAUUCCCGCCGGGUGCGAAGUGAGAAUGUACACGGACAGAAAAGGAUGCGAACGUCCAAAAAUCAUUUGCUGAUAAAUAAAAUUCUUACCCA
Messenger RNA from Cylicocyclus nassatus, 238 nucleotides. The record is from the annotation of a GenBank genome assembly. NCBI's taxonomy places the organism in Eukaryota, Metazoa, Nematoda, Chromadorea, Rhabditida, Strongylidae.